Molecule: messenger RNA, 960 nt
Organism: Dothidotthia symphoricarpi CBS 119687
Lineage: Eukaryota; Fungi; Ascomycota; Dothideomycetes; Pleosporales; Dothidotthiaceae
Exons: 3
Coding region: 1-960 (319 amino acids)
Source: RefSeq, a predicted model, not a curated record
AUGAGCCAGCAAGGCUCGCCACGCAAGUCCAAUCCUGGACGUUCAACCACCGAGUCUGACAGAAUGCCUUUCGCUGCCGCCGAGGCCCUGCUCUGGGGCAAAGAGAUCAAGCGAAAUCUCGAGUUCAUUGUUCCUCAGAUGAAAGAGCUCCAGCGCCAACACGAAGCAUAUGACGCCCGCAUACAAGCCGCCGAGAUCACGGCGGAAGCUGCGGAGGCUGCCACGGCCCGUGUGCAGCGAAUAGAACAGAAGCUCGUGGCUAUGGAAGAAGACGACACUGACCGACCGUUUGAUAAGUGGGUUGGCGAAGAGAUCACGCAGCUCAAGAUGUUCGCAGACAGGAACAAGGAUGUCCGAACGAAGUUGACCGAACUGGAAAACCGGUUCUUGAAUGCUACAGACAGCCUUGACACAGCUCGAGAUAUGUCCAAGGAUCUUCGCAGCGUCUUUCGGCAUCUGGACGACCUCGAGAUUGACAGGAGAGGACAAAGCAAUCGGAUCAAGGCGAUGGAGAAGGAAAUCCUGGAUUUGAGGAUGUUGUGCCACGGCUACGCAGCCAGGGAUAAGGAGUUGCAGAGGGUUGUUGGCCGUCCGGAUACUUUGAGUAAGACCAUCGUGUGGCCAAGGGAGGUUCAACUACAUGACAAUCGCUCCCGGCGCUCCAGUAGAGCUUCACCACGAUCAAAGAAAGCAGCUUCUCAGAAGCGCCGCAUGACCGCGGAGUCGGAGACAGAAGACGAGGACCUCAAUUCUCCAGGUAGAGGGCGUAUCCAAGUACCACGAAGCUCGAGCAUCACUUCAAAUUCGGACGCAGUGCUGGUAUCAUCAUCGCCUUCUAAAGACCUUCGAUAUACGAUGCCCGUAUACCUCGAGCAGGCGAACAGGAACAAGUCGGAGCGCGCCCACUUCAGCCGAAACCACGCUCUCAUGUCAACAAACUUCUUCCCGAAACACAACUAG